This is a messenger RNA of Choloepus didactylus (southern two-toed sloth), 2560 nucleotides long. It is a transcript of the gene DAXX, whose product is annotated as death domain associated protein. Gene Ontology annotation, molecular function: histone binding. The coding region runs from base 148 to 2370 and encodes 740 amino acids. NCBI's taxonomy places the organism in Eukaryota, Metazoa, Chordata, Mammalia, Pilosa, Megalonychidae. The record is from RefSeq and is a predicted model, not a curated record. The transcript has 8 exons.
GAGGGGCCUGCGGUGGGAGGGGGAAGGAAGGCGGAGGGAACCAUGCGAGGUUCUGAGAUCGGCCGCGGGGGUCGCCUCGAGAGACCGUUUCUGAGCAGGAUUUCUGAAAUCCCCAACACUUGCUUCCUCCUGGGGAUUUGAUCCCCCAUGGCCACCGCUAACAGCAUCAUCGUGCUGGAUGAUGAUGAUGAAGAUGAAGCAGCUGCUCAGCCAGGUCCCUCCCACCCACCCCCCAAACCGGCCUCACCCCAGGCAGAAGCCCCUGUCUCCUCUGAGCCCCGUGGGGCUGGAGGAAGCAGUAUUUCGGGCGGCAAGAAAUGCUACAAGUUGGAGAAUGAGAAGCUGUUUGAAGAGUUCCUUGAACUGUGUAAGAAGCAGACGGCGGACCACCCUGAGGUGGUCCCAUUCCUCUCUAACCGGCAGCAGCGUGCCCAUUCUCUGUUUUUGGCCUCAGCGGAGUUCUGCAACAUCCUCUCUUGGGUCCUAUCUCGGGCCCGGAGCCGGCCAGCUAAGCUCUAUGUCUACAUCAAUGAGCUCUGCACUGUUCUCAAGGCUCACUCGUCCAAGAAGAAGCUGAACUUGGCCCCUGCUGCCACCACCUCCACUGAGUGCUCUGGGGAUAACCCUCCCACAAACCUCUCCUCGGACCUCACAAAUGCUGAGACCUCUGUCUCUGAGGCCCCAAGGACCCAUGGUUCCCGGCGGCAGAUCCAGCGCUUGGAGCAGCUGCUGGCACUCUAUGUGGCAGAGAUCCGACGGCUGCAGGAGAAGGAGUUGGAUCUUUCAGAACUGGAUGACCCGGAUUCCACAUACCUGCAGGAGUCUCGGUUAAAGCGUAAGCUGAUCCGCCUCUUUGGGCGCUUGUGUGAGCUGAAAGACUGCUCUUCACUGACGGGUCGCGUCAUAGAGCAGCGCAUCCCCUACCGUGGCACCCGCUACCCAGAGGUUAACAGGCGCAUUGAGCGGCUCAUCAACAAACCAGGGCCUGAUACUUUCCCUGACUAUGGAGAUGUGCUCAAGGCUGUAGAAAAAGCAGCUGCUCGUCACAGUCUCGGCCUCCCCCGACAGCAGCUCCAGCUCAUGGCUCAGGAUGCCUUCCGAGAUGUGGGCAUCAGGUUACAGGAGCGACGUCACCUUGAUCUCAUCUACAACUUCGGCUGCCAUCUCACAGAUGACUAUAGGCCAGGCAUUGACCCUGCACUGUCAGAUCCUGCUCUGGCCCGGCGCCUGCGGGAAAACCGGAGCUUGGCCAUGAGCCGGCUGGAUGAGGUCAUCUCCAAAUACGCAAUGAUGCAAGACAAGAGCGAGGAGGGUGAGCGACAGAAGAGAAGAGCCCGGCUCCCCCAAGGCGCCUCUUCCCACUCUGCAGACUCCCCCAAAGCCUCCUUGGAUUCUGGUGAGGGCCCUAGUGGAAUUGUAUCCCAGGAGUGCCCUACCACCUCCAAGGCUGAGACAGAUGAGGAAGAAAAUGAGGAAAGUGAUGAAGAGGAGGAAGAAGAGGAAGAAGAGGAGGAGGUUACAGAUUCCGAAGAUGACGAGGAUCUGGAACAGAUGGAAGAAGGUCAGGGGGAUGAUGAAGAGGAGGAGGAGGAGGAGGAAGAAGCAGGUAAGGAUGGAGACAAAAGCCCCAUGUCUCCACCACAGAUCUCCGCUGAACAGAGCCGGGAACCUGGCAAAGGGAUCAGCAGAUCUUCAGGGGCACAACAAAACAAAGGACUCACAGUGUCUCUAUCUUCACUGUCAGAAGAGCCCCUGGCCCCCUCCAGCAUAGAAGUGGAAAGCAAUGGAGAACAACAGCCUGAGGAGUUGCCCCUGGAGGAAGAGAGCCCUAUGUCUCAGCUCUUUGAGCUAGAGAUUGAGGCCUUACCCCUGGAAACCACCCCUUCUCCUGAAGAGAGGGACAUUUCCUCUUCCAGGAAGCAGUCAGAGGACUCCCUAACCACUGUCUUGGAGAAUGGGGCAGCCAUGGUCACCUCCACUUCCUUCAAUGGAGGUGUCUCUCCUCACACCUGGAGAGAUUCCAGUCCCCCAUGCAAGAAAUCUCGGAAGGAGAAGGAGCAAACAGGGUCAGGGCCAUUAGGAGACAGCUAUGUGGAAAGGCAAACGGCAGUACAUGAGAAGAAUGGGAAGAGGAUAUGUACUCUGCCCAGCCCACCCUCCCCCUUGGCUUCCAUGGCCCCAGUUGCUGAUUCCUCGACAAGGGUGGAUUCUCCCAGCCAUGGUCUGGUGACCAGCUCUCUCUGCAGUCCUUCUUCAGCCUUGCUGUCCCAAACCUCCCGAUCACGAGCCCCCCAGCCUAGUACUUACAAGAUGAGUGUGGCCACACAGUGUGAUCCAGAGGAGAUCAUCGUGCUCUCAGACUCUGAUUAACUGGUCUCCCUCCCUCCCUCUCCACCUCCAAAAUGUUUAGGAAUAGCAUUUGGAGGCUUGAUGGGCAGCAGAUGACUGCGGAAAGAAAGGACUGAGCUAAUCCCCUUUGGGUGAUGUUUCUUUUAAAAAAACAAAAGCUUAAGUUUUACACAGAAACAUUAAUAAACAAUAAAGUUCUUUUCUUAUUGUA